GCCCAAAAUGAUAAAUAAAAUGGAAAGGAGGAAGUAGGUAUUAUUUAGUAACAAUUCUUUAUACAUCAAAAAGAUAAUUAGCUUUUCUAUUGAGGCCCUCAAAAUAGUAGUAUAAAUACCAAGAACCCCUUCUUCUUUGCUCUCUGCGUGAAAUCAAGAGCAGAUAAAUAUAUAAAAAUAAGAAUUAUAAAAAAUAAAUAAAUGGGUGCUCUUGACUAUCUAUCAAACUUCUGCACUGUCACAAGCCCUAGAAGCAAAAGGAAAUCAAUGCAGACAGUUGAGAUCAAAGUGAAAAUGGACUGUGAUGGAUGUGAGAGAAGAGUCAAGAAUGCUGUUAAAAACAUCAAAGGAGUGAAAACCGUGGAAGUUAACAGAAAGCUAAGCCGAGUAACUGUGAAUGGAUACGUCGAUCCAAACAAGGUCUUAAAGAGAGUGAAUAACACAGGAAAAAGAGCUGAAUUCUGGCCUUAUAUUCCACACAAUUUAGUUCAAUUUCCACAUUUAUCUCAAGUCUACGACAAAAAGGCUCCGUCUGGUUACGUAAAAAACGUGCAGGCGUAUCCUAUUCAAAAUGCAACUGAAGAAACAAUCACAUAUCUAUUCAGUGAAGAUAACCCUCACGCUUGUUCGAUUAUGUGAACUUAUUAUAAUUUAAUCUUUAUUAUUAUUAUUGUCUAAUUUUGUUCGGUAUUUUGCUCCUUAUGGAUGAGAAAAUAAUUAGUGUAAGUACUUGAGGCAUAUCAGAUGAAUAAAUCCAUCAGUUUAGU
Erythranthe guttata (spotted monkey flower) is the source of this 767-nucleotide messenger RNA. RefSeq names its product heavy metal-associated isoprenylated plant protein 21. Gene Ontology annotation, molecular function: metal ion binding. NCBI's taxonomy places the organism in Eukaryota, Viridiplantae, Streptophyta, Magnoliopsida, Lamiales, Phrymaceae. The record is from RefSeq and is a predicted model, not a curated record.